This is a messenger RNA of Protopolystoma xenopodis, 1212 nucleotides long. The record is from the annotation of a GenBank genome assembly. Lineage: Eukaryota; Metazoa; Platyhelminthes; Monogenea; Polystomatidea; Polystomatidae.
AUGCAGUUGCCGGCGCUUUCGCUAUUCCUUAACCAGCUUUGGCCGACUCGGCUUGCGUUGACCUUCGUCUCGAUUGACCCGGCGAUCGGAAAACAUGCGGCCCCAUUGACGCCGGAUCGGUCCGACCACAUGCGACCGCUUCGAGUCGUCCUGUCGAGACAACAGGAAAUCGUCUUCUCCUCCCUCCUCCUCCUCCUUUUCUUUCGAGACGUGGAUGGCCAAGCAAAUAACAACCACGCCCUCUUCACCGGCGACUCCCAUUCGCUGGCCCACUUCUGCAGGUCCGGCUGGACCGGCCAACUCAUCACCGACUUGGAGACGGCUCUCGAGGCGCCAACGUCAACUGUCGCCGCAGAGACAACUGCAAUGCCAACGGCGACGUUGCUCGGCGCCAAAACGUCGCUCCUGUCGGAGCGGGCGCCCGUUUGCCUCGAUCUCCUCCCCGAGUCUGUGCGUAGACCAGUGUCCAUGGCGACGAAGCCCACUUUGGACGGACUCGAUGCUGUCGUCUCUCCUCUCGGCGGCCACUCGAUGCCGACAUCGCCCGGCGCCGGCGCCUCCUCUUCCUCAUCUUCUUCCUCCUCCUUCUCCUCCGCACACUCUUCCUCCUCUUUUCACUCCUCCUCUUCCUCCUCCUCCUCCUCAGCAUCAGCAUCAGCAUCAUCAUCAUCAUCAUCAUCAUUAUCAUCUUCGUGCUCGGCGACGGCCGUUUUCAGUACGGCCUCGAGCUCAACUACGGCCGGCCAAGUCGGCGUCCUCUCGACGUCGCCGAGCCCCGGUCUCUUCCCGCCCGGCCUCGGCUCCCUCGCCAACCAUCCGCUCCUCUUCGCCGCCGCCGCCGGCUUCCCGACGGCCAGCUCGUUGGCAGCCGCUCUCAUGUCGGGCGUCGCCUUCAAACACCCCUACCACAACCAACCUACAACCCAACAACAACAGCCACCUUCGCUUGGCCAAUCCUCGGCCAUGCCGAGUCCCGUCCAUCCGCUCGUCUAUUCGGCGUCGGGUGAGUCGCGCAGCCUGCGUCACCGGCUCUCGAGCCAAUCGGCUGCGACGCUGACGGCCGGGCCUCGAGCCUCGACCCUUCAGGCGUCCGACUGCUGCGUCGAGCGCCGACUGGACGCCGACUUGCCGGCCGCCAGUUCGUCGCGCAGUUUUGCCCACUCCCUCCUGCCCACAAUCUUGUCGCCCACUCGGCCAUUCUUCCUCCCCUGA